Acanthosepion pharaonis is the source of this 1395-nucleotide messenger RNA. Lineage: Eukaryota; Metazoa; Mollusca; Cephalopoda; Sepiida; Sepiidae. The record is from the annotation of a GenBank genome assembly.
AUGUUUUCAGACAAAUUUUAUUGCUUUCUAAUAUUCUUCAUUUGUUUUCUUUUCUUGUUUUUCUCCGCACCCUUUUCUUCUAGUUAUCUCUUUUUUCCUCUUUAUUUUUCUUUUUCUUUAUAUCUUCUUUUCUUCCUCCUUCUUCUUGUAUUCUUUUUUCUAUUUUCUUUCCUCGUCAUCUUUUUGCUCUUAUUUUCACUUUAUCUUUUUCAAUAUUCUUCAUUUCUUCAUAGUUCUUCUUCGUUUUCUCUAUUAUUCUUUUCUCCUCAUUCUCUUUUUUUUUCUCUCUUUCUUUUUUUAAACCACUUUUCUUGUUUUUCUACUUUUCUUCUUCAUCUUUCUUCGUUCUUAUUUUUCUUCUCUUCUUCAUUAAUUUUUUUUUUCAAAAUUCUUUUCUCUUCCUCUUUUAUAUAUUUGGCUUCCUAUUCUUCUUCUUUACCACAUUAUCUUUUACCAUUUUUUCCUUUUCUUUCUUUUCCCAUUCUUCAUUUACUUUUCCGUCGUCGUCUUCUGUGUACCAAGUCCGUUUUCUUCUCUUUGCGUUUUCUCUUUUCUCAUUCUUUCUUUGCUUAUACAUUCUUUAACUUCUUCUGUAUAUAUUCUCUCUUUAUUAUACUCCCUUUCUUCUUACUCGUUGUUUUCCUCCUUCUCUUCCUUCUUUUACACUUUCUUAAUUCAUCCUCUGUUUCAUCUUCUUUCUUUGCGGACUCAUUAUCCUUUUAUUUUUCUCUUCUUAAUCUUUUUUCUUUUCAUUCUCCUCCUCCUUCUCUUUUCUCCGACAAGAUUUUUUUCUUUGUUAGACUGUUCUUUUCCGCUUUGUUUAUUCUUCUUUUUCUUCUUAUACAUUUCUUGCUUUGUUAUAUUGGUCCCCUUCUUCUUCUUCUUCCAUCAUCAUCAUCAUCAUCUUUCCUUUUUCGUUUCAUAUCGGUCUCUUCUUUCAAUUCUCUUUCUUCUUCUUUCCAUACUUUGUCAUUCUUUCUUCUUGUCAUUUUCUUCGUUCUUCCACUUUUCUCUACCACUUUAGUAUUGCCUUUCAUUUUUGCUAUGCUGUUCUCCUCUUCCUUGUCCCUUUCUUUUCUUUUUUUUCUUUAUCUCUGUUAUGUCAUUCUCUCCCUUUCUUUUUCUCCUUCCUCGUUCUUCUCUCCUUUUUUCUUUCUUUCUCUUAUCUUAUUUUCUUCCUCCUACUUGUGGUUUUUCUUCGUGUUUCCUCUUCAUUAUUUUCUCUUCUUAUUUUGUUGUGACUCUCUCCACUUCCCAUCCUUUUCUUUCUUUCUCUUUCUUUUCCAUUUCUUUCUUCGUCCUGUCAUUCUCCCCCUUGUUUCUUUUGUUUCUUCUUUGUUUGGCUCUUUUUUUUUUCUUUUUUUUUUUUUUUUUACUUUUCCCACUCUUUUCUAA